Molecule: messenger RNA, 2645 nt
Organism: Hypomesus transpacificus
Lineage: Eukaryota; Metazoa; Chordata; Actinopteri; Osmeriformes; Osmeridae
Gene: epyc
Product: epiphycan
Exons: 10
Coding region: 250-2016 (588 amino acids)
Molecular function (GO): protein binding
Source: RefSeq, a predicted model, not a curated record
CAGUCUCAGUGCCUCCCUUCACACAUCCUCGGCAGGGCACUAGGUCUGGAGGAUCCAGACCCUACACACACACACACCAACACACAUUCACACCAAUACACGCACACACCUACACACACACACACACCCUCCCACUCCAAGGCACCCUGUGCGACCCCUCACCAUUGGCUAGGUAUCGCAGGUAUACUGGAGCUCUGCAACUCCAGCUCAGCUGCAGGGGCCAUUUGGGAAGGCAAGACACACAGGUGGAUGAUGAGGAUGCUGAUGGAGCUGAUGGUGUUGGGGUUCCUGGUUCUCCAGGCAGCAGCGAGCCCCCGCUUCGCCCGGCAGGUGGAGUUGGACACGUAUGAUAGUGCCAACUACGAUGUGGAUCUAGAAAACUUGAACCCGGAAAACCAGGAUAUCUAUGAUUAUGAAGAUGGACUGACCAUUGAUGAACCUCAGAUAGAGAUAGGAACAUUGGCUCCACCUGACUACAACUACCCAGCUCCCGGGGCAUCUUUGGAGGAGGAGGAAGAGGAGGAGGGGCAGGAGGAGGAGCAGGAAGAGGAGCAGGAGGAGGAGCAGGAGGAGGAGGAGGAGCAGGAGGAAGAGGUUCAGCUAGAGGUGGAGGAGGUGGAGCUGAGACCGAAGCUGGCUCCUCAAGGCUCAGGAGGCUCUGGGAUCCUCAUGGGACCUGACACACAGAAAGAGGAGGAGCUGCGCCUGGCUCCCAUUGACAUCCUUCACGUCUCCGGGGACUUUGGGGGCUCUGUGAGUUCCGGAACAUCCGGGGGUUCCGGGGACCUGCUGGGUUCUGGGGACCUGCUGGGCUCCGGGGACCUGGGUUCCGGGGGUUCUGGGGGAUCCGGGGGUUCUGGGGGAUCCGGGGGAUCCGGGGACUUGCUGGGUUCUGGGGACCUGCUGGGCUCCGGGGACCUGGGUUCUGGGUGUUCCGGGGGAUCCGGGGGUUCUGGAGACCUCCUUGGCUCCGGGGGAUCUGGGGAUCUCCUGGGUUCCGGAGCUUCUGGGGGUUCCGGGGGCUCUGGGAUAACAAUGAUCUCUGGAGAGGAGGAGUUCAUCCUUGAGAAGAUCCCUCAGGAAGCCUCUGGCGAUUCAGGGGAGUCAGGUGCCUCUGGGGCCUCUGGCGAGUCAGGAGAGUCAGGUGCCUCGGGUGAGGCAGGAGAGUCUAGUGCCUCGGGCGAGGCAGGUGCCUCUGGGGCAUCAGGAGAGUCAGGAGAGUCUGGGGCCUCUGGCGAGUCAGGGGCCUCUGGCGAGUCAGGGGAACCGAUAAUCCCGGUCAUUGAAAAAGAGGAAGAGCUGCUUUCUGCCACACCCCUCCCAGAGGAGUCGGAGGGGGAGAUAGUGUCUGGGGGCUCGGGGUUAGAGCCUGACGUUGACAUACGAGGUAUGCCCACCUGUCUGUUGUGUACCUGUUUGGGUGGGUCUGUUUACUGUGACGACCUGAAGCUGGACCACGUGCCCCCGCUCCCUAAAGAGACCACUCACUUCUACGCUCGCUACAACAAGAUCACCAAGAUCAACAAGUCCGACUUCGCUCAGAUGAACAAGCUGAAGAGGAUCGAUGUGACGGCUAACGAGAUCUCGUCCGUGGCGGACGGGGCGUUGAGCGGGCUGCCGGCGCUGGAGGAGCUGGUCAUCAGAGAGAACGCUGUGGCGCAGCUGCCCGCGCUGCCCGUCACCAUGACGCUGGUGGACGCCAGCCACAACAACAUCGGUGCCACCGGCAUCCACAAGGAGGCUUUCAAGGACAUGGCGGGUCUGCUGUACCUGUACCUCACAGAUAACCACAUCGACCACAUCCCUGUGCCCCUCCCCGACAGCCUGCGCUCACUGCAUCUACAGCGUAACAACAUCCAGAUGAUGCAUGAGGACACGUUCUGCAACCUGAAGGACUUCAACUACAUUAGGAACGCCCUGGAGGACAUCCGCCUGGAUGGAAACCCCAUCAACCUCAGCAGAACCCCGCAGGCCUACGUGUGCCUGCCUCGCGUGCCUGUGGGAGACCUCAUCUAGACACACACACACAUAUAUAUAUAUAUAAACACACACACACCUAUACACACAUACGUGUGUGUAAACACACACACAAGCACAUACACACUCAUACACAUAAGCACAUACUCAUACAUGCUUCCACUUUUAUAUAUACACACACACACUACACUGAAACAAAAAACACACAACAUGGGACCUGAAAAUAAACACACACACACACACACACACACAACAACCCAACAAACCAUAACAUCAUGCCAAUGAUCAACAGCAAUCUGCACAUACCAUCAUCUACCUAGUGUAAACACUAUUUAAGGCCAAUGGUCCCACACACACGUACAGAGAACUUUGUCAACAUCCAAACUGUUCCGCAACGUGAUGAAAUAGAGAACAUUCUACUCUCAUAAAUACAUUUUAUUGAUCCCCAGCAAACAGGUGAUCACCUGUUGGUUUGGUUUGAAUGGGCUCGUCUGACAAAGACCACCAGUAAUAUUGUUUAAAUAUGUUUGUUUUGUAAAGAAAAAAAUAAUAUUAAUAUUAAUGACAAAUCUAACACAUUUGGAAAUGUUCAUUUAUACUAAUGGAAGCUGGAGCUGAGUGAAGGUAAACUGAGGUUCUAAUGCAAUAAAAGAAGCAUUUAAACACAA